Messenger RNA from Lycium barbarum (goji berry), 1159 nucleotides. RefSeq lists its product as uncharacterized. The transcript has 4 exons. The record is from RefSeq and is a predicted model, not a curated record. Bases 164 to 883 code for a protein of 239 amino acids. Lineage: Eukaryota; Viridiplantae; Streptophyta; Magnoliopsida; Solanales; Solanaceae.
UCCUCUCUCUCUCUCUCACACACACACUUCUUAGCAGGCAAAAAAGAAAGAAUUCGUAACGUCAAUUUGAAAACCGAAAGGCUCUCUCUCUCUCUCUCUCUUCAAGAAAUAGUACUACAGUAUUUUUCUGUUUUUUAUUCUUGGUUGGGUUUAGGGAGAGAAAAUGGAAGGUUGUUCAGAAAAUUUAGAUGAUGGAGAGUUAUGGCUACCUUCUGAUAUUUUUCCUGUUGAAGAAAUCGUUUCCGUUUCAGUCCCUCACAAUAAUAAGUUUAAAAACAACAGCCCCACAACUUCUUCUUUUUGCUGUUGUGACUCUUGUCUUCAUCAUCACAAUGAUCAUCUCUCUUUGAAAGCAGCUGUUACUGAUGAAAAUAUUAUUCAACGUUUUGCUGCUAUUUCGCUUUUGCAACAACGUCCUCUUAAUAUUCACAGUGUUCCAAACUCAUUUCCCAUUACUGAGCGGUUCAGACCGGCUGAUAGGUACAGCUGCAAGGAUUAUUCACUUACGGAGUGUUUUGAAACCGGUCCACAACUGGUUUAUCAACCGGUCCAGCUUUAUCCACCGGUUCAACUUAAACAUCAGGUUGAGAGUUUGAUGGAAGCAAGAUCAAGAGUUUUACACGUGCAAGCAGAGAAGAACCGGUUUAUCAGAAUGCAUAACAUGAAAAGAAACCCCGGUCUAGACCGGUUCUCCGGAAACCGGUUUUUACCCUUUGGUGGCAGUGCUAAUGGAGGAAGUAGUUCUGGUAGAGAUUAUGGUGGAACUGGUGUUUUCCUUCCUAGAGUAUCCACCAACAACAUUGACAACAAUGUUGGAAAGAGACAAGGUGGUAGAAAUAGGCAAGAUGUUCAGCAAACUGGUCAGAGGUAUCCAUGCAUAUGACAAGAAAAAGGAAUGGCAAAGCCUAAAGAAAAUUGGACCUAUUGAUAUAUAGUAGUUUGGUCCUUAGUGUUGUGGUAGAUUAAAUAAUUUUGAACUGGCAUCUGACUGUGUUUAAAUUUGUCUUUGCCAGUUGCCUUGUUGAGGGAAAUGGUAAAGUCUUUUGGCAAAGGGACUUGUUUUUAAAUCUUUCCCUUUUUUGGUGUCUUCAUCUGACAAGUGUAAUGUGAGACUCCUUUCAAAUCUGUGUAUUUUAAUAAAUGCUCCUAGUUAUGGCUA